Molecule: messenger RNA, 1176 nt
Organism: Parasteatoda tepidariorum (common house spider)
Lineage: Eukaryota; Metazoa; Arthropoda; Arachnida; Araneae; Theridiidae
Gene: MED4
Product: mediator complex subunit 4
Biological process (GO): regulation of transcription by RNA polymerase II
Cellular component (GO): core mediator complex; mediator complex
Molecular function (GO): transcription coregulator activity
Source: RefSeq, a predicted model, not a curated record
ACUGUAAGAUCGCCUAUUAAAAUCUUAAUAGUAAUGGUGAUUUGAGUAGAAGUUGAUUUCUUUUUUUUAUCAUAUUGCUCAUUAUACUUACUUUAUUGUAAGCUAUAAGCUAACAACAUUCGGAAGAGAAUGUUUCAAAAUGAAGUCCUUUCAUCAUCACACCCGAAGUUGCUUGAACUCCAAAGUUUAUGGUUAUAUUUGUAUUACGAUCGAUAUCGAACAUCUUAAAGUUCUAAUUCCUAAAUCUUGAAAACAUAUUAAUUUAUACAUAACUUUCAGUCUCAACUUUGUUCAAAAUGUCAACCGUUGGCACUAGAGAUAUACUGCUGGGUCUUAUUGAUGACAUAGAGCUAAUUGCCAAAGAGCUAUUUGAAAGUCUUAUAGCUCCAAAAGGGCAACGAUUGUCUCCAUCAGAGUUAGGACAAUUGGCUGAACUUUUAGUUAUGAAGGAUCAAGAACUAAAAGCUGCACUUGUAACUGCUGCUGAACAGUCUGAAAUUCAAAAGAAAAUUGAUGCCCUUCAAGUUGAAGUAGAAAAACAAGAUAAUGACAUCCAGCAUUUACAGAAGUAUCUCAAAGAAGCUGAGCAUCUUUUGGCUACAGCAGUAUAUCAAGCUAAACAAAAACUCCAGUGUCAUGCUAAGAGCAGUGAAAAAAGUGUAUCUUUGGAGGAACUCAUCAAAUAUGCUCACAAAAUAAGUUGCUCUUACGCUGUUGCUGCACCCCAUAAUUGGCAACCUGGUGACCCCAGACGCCCUUAUCCUACUGACAUUGAAAUGCGCCUUGGUUUUCUUGGACGACUCAGUGACUUGCCCAUCAGUGGGAGUAUGCUACAGCAACAACAAGGUGGUCUGGAUAUGGGAGUGAGAGGACCCCAUGGAGAGCAAAAUCCAGGAUCUCAAGCUGGAACAUUCACAUGGUCUGCCAGCACAGAUCUAAAAAAUUCCAUGAGCUCCUCUAGUGCUCAUGGAGUCAGCAUGGACACUAAAUCUCAUAACAAAGAGAAUGAAGACGUCGAAGUAAUGUCUACAGACUCUUCAAGUAGCUCAUCUAGUGACAGUCAGUAGAUGUCUACAGACUCACGUUCAUUUAGUGACAGUCAGUAGCUACUGACUUCACUUUCAUCUGUAUAUAUGUAUAUUUUUCUUUUAAAAUAAACUCUUUGGGUAAUAAAAA